Argiope bruennichi is the source of this 2173-nucleotide messenger RNA. RefSeq names its product alcohol dehydrogenase [acceptor]-like. The transcript is spliced from 12 exons. Bases 124 to 1974 code for a protein of 616 amino acids. NCBI's taxonomy places the organism in Eukaryota, Metazoa, Arthropoda, Arachnida, Araneae, Araneidae. Gene Ontology annotation, molecular function: flavin adenine dinucleotide binding; oxidoreductase activity, acting on CH-OH group of donors. The record is from RefSeq and is a predicted model, not a curated record.
ACCCUGCGUGUUGUUUCCUCAGCAGUUGUUCGACUUCGGGUUCCCGGUUGCCAUGACAACAGUUAAUACCAAUCUCUUCCAUCAAAUGCAUCAUCCCACCGGUAGUAAGCAGUCCAGCCGGCCAUGUUGAAGAUUCUGCUGAAAGUGUCGUUGUGUGUCGUUUUGGUGGCAAUAGCCGUUAAUUCCAUACUGAAGAGAAUAUGGAUAAGUCAUGGAAUUAUAAAUGAACCACGUCCGAAAUAUGACAUUAUUAUCGUUGGUGGAGGAUCGUCUGGAUGCGUCUUAGCUCGACGUCUUUGGGAAAAGAGUAAUAUGUCUAUCUUGGUGAUAGAGUCGGGAACGACAGCCCCGUGGAUCAGCCUCGUCCCUUUGCUCGCCCCGGCACUGCAGGGCUACACAGCGGACUGGGCUUACAAAACAGUCACGCAGACGCAUACACAUCUUGGAACGAAUAAUCGACAAUCAUCUUGGCCUAGAGGCAAAGUCUUGGGUGGAAGCAGCGUGCUCAACUAUCUGCUGCACAUGUGGGGAGCUAAGUCAGACUUCGACAAUCUGUGGAACGAUUCUGGUGAAACAGGGUGGGACUUCGAAUCCGUCCGACACUACUUCAAGAAAUCAGAGAGCUUCCAGCGCGUCUCAGGAGCUUCCAAGACUGGAAUGAGAGGGGAUUUUGGACCCAUGCCUGUCAAAGAAUUCAAUGCUUCAUCGUCACCACUGGCCUCGGCAUUUUUGGAAGGAUUGUCCUCUCUUGGCAUUAAAAUUGGCGAUUUGAAUGGUGAAAUUGAAAACGGAGCCAUGCCUUCACAAAGUAACAUUUGGAACGGAUGGCGAGUAUCUGUUGUAGAUGCAUAUUUAGAUUCGAUUUUGGACAAUGCAAAUAUCCAUUUGCUGACAAGUACCCAAGCUAUACAGAUUAUCAUGGAAAACAACAGAGCGACUGGCGUUCUUGCCGUAAAUCUUUAUUCUGGAACUACCUAUCAUAUCGAAGCAAAGUACGAGGUGAUUCUUAGCGCAGGAGUCGUAGAAACUCCUCAUCUUCUAAUGUUAUCUGGCAUCGGACCGAAAGAGCAACUUGAACGAUUUGGAAUCCCUGUGGUAGCAGAUAUUCCAGGCGUCGGUCAAAAUUUGAGAGAUCACCUUAAUGUACCCCUUUAUUUUCACCUGGACGCUCCUGUGAGUACCACGACCGCCAAAGUCCGGACCCCUUCGGAGAUCUGGAAAUAUGGAACGAAAGGAAAAGGUUAUUUAGCUAAUAGCGGAAUUGAGGUCGUCGUCAGACUUCCAGUGCCGGGAGAUAAUUCAUCUCAUUCGAAGAUGUACUUCAUGCUCUUCAAUCUUGGAAGUGUUAAUGGAGAUCUCUUUUCCUCUAUAGCUAAUUUCAAGAAUGACACAUUUCAAGAAACCUUUCCCGGUUCUACAAACGACUCCAAAGAAGGCUUCAUCAUCUUGGCAUCUUGCACACAACCCCUCAGCAAAGGAGAGGUUCUCUUGGCUUCGGCGAAUCCCAUGAAGGCACCCAUCAUUGACCCCAAUUACUUGAGUAGAGAAGAAGAUGUGAAAUGCCUCAUCAAAGCAUUGAAGACUGCAGCCCGGCUGGGUUCAACAAAACCCAUGAGAAAACUUGGAGCUCGCCUUCACCUACCUGGAUAUGGACACUGCUCUAAUUACAGCCAAAGUCUGGAGAAUGACAAAUUCCUCGAAUGCUGGCUGCGGACGUCGGCUAUCACUGCCUACCACCCCGUCGGAACUUGUGCUAUGGGGCCCGAUGACGAUCCUAUGGCUGUCCUUGACUUGAAACUUAAGGUACGUGGUAUAAAGAACUUAAGAGUAGCGGAUAGUUCUUCAUUUCCUCAUCUGACUUCAGGAAAUCCACAUGCCGUCGUCUUGAUGAUCGCCGAACGCGCCGCCGAUUUCAUCCUGGAAGACAUAAAAAAAGAGAAUGCGAAAAAAAAAAUUCAACAUGAAAGUCAUUGAUUGAUUCAUCCAUUCCACACUCUCACCAAAAAGGAUUUUAAUUUUUCUACAAUAUCCUUUUCGUGACAUUCCCUCUUUUACUCAAUGAAAUAUUGCUGCAUCUUUAUUGAAAGUAUACAAAAUUAUCAUUCCCAUGCCGAUCUAUUAUCAUUUGUAUGCCAAAAGAGCAAAACUCAGAUGUUUUUUUUUUACUUUGUAU